Messenger RNA from Gongylonema pulchrum, 354 nucleotides. Lineage: Eukaryota; Metazoa; Nematoda; Chromadorea; Rhabditida; Gongylonematidae. The record is from the annotation of a GenBank genome assembly.
CUUAGAAUAGUGCAAUCGGCGGACCGAACCAUAGAAAAAGAGCCAGGCUCACUUAUGACGCCCAGUGCCGGUGGUGUCAAAGUUAUGGUACGCCGAAAGAAAAGAAGCGCAAUUUCGGACCUUACUGAAUCGCCGAAAACGAAGACGCCAGGUGACAAUAUGGCCAUCCGAUUCACACUAGAUUUGGAUAGGACAACAAGAGGAUUCGAAUUCAUCAAUUUGCUUAAAAAAUCACUGGACGAGGAGGAAGAAUUCAAGGACAUUCGCCAUCACCUCGACAAUGAAGCUGAGGAUCGUCUAUGUGAAUUUCUUGUUCACAAAACGCGCACAAUGCUGGAGGAGGUUUCUUUUUAA